GGGCGGUCCUCUCAGCGCUUCGGGAGCUCUAUGGUUCUCACCGAGUCGCUAGAGGACGUUUGGUCCACUGGAGGACUCCCUACAUUCUUCCUCCAUUACCUCACUGCCUCCGGUGGAUGCUGGGAUAGAGGAGGACUCGGGUCCCGACUCGACUCGGUCCUCCGCCCGCCCCGGGAAUACCUCUAGUUCUUCCCCGGCCGCCGCCGCCCCGCCGCUUCCUCCUCUGCCCUCCCGCUGGCCUCCUUCGGGCGUCCUCACCCGCCUUGGGGCUCGGCUUUUCUCGGGAACCUCCACCCAGGCGCAUGGCUCCAUGAAGCAGGAGGAAGAGAAGGCAGAGCGCGAGAGGUCCCGUCCGCCCCAGCCGCGUCUGGGUCAGGAGAAAAGGUAUUGGAAGAAGGAAUGGAAUUGGAAAAAAGAAGAUUCAAUCCAGAGACAAAAUAGUUUCUCUUUCCUAUUGUAGCUGUUUCCUCUGGGACUAUAAACUUUCUGCUUUCAGGUUCUGCAGCAUUCCAGAUCACGAACACCAAAUCAGGAUGGGAAAAAGACGUUGUGUUCCUCCCCUUGAGCCCAAGUUGGCAGCAGGCUGUUGUGGGGUCAAGAAGCCCAAAUUAUCUGGAAGUGGAACACACAGUCACGGGAACCAGUCCACAACUGUUCCUGGCUCUAGUUCAGGACCUCUUCAAAACCACCAGCAUGUGGACAGCAGCAGUGGUCGGGAAAAUGUAUCGGACUUAACUCUGGGACCUGGAAAUUCUCCCAUCACACGAAUGAAUCCUGCAUCUGGAGCUCUGAGCCCUCUCCCCCGGCCCAAUGGAACUGCCAAUACCACUAAGAAUCUGGUGGUGACUGCAGAAAUGUGCUGCUACUGCUUUGAUGUACUCUACUGUCACCUCUAUGGCUUCCCACAGCCACGACUUCCUAGAUUCACCAAUGACCCCUAUCCUCUCUUUGUGACCUGGAAGACAGGGCGAGACAAACGGCUUCGUGGCUGCAUUGGGACCUUCUCAGCCAUGAAUCUUCAUUCAGGACUCAGGGAAUACACGUUAACCAGUGCACUUAAGGACAGCCGCUUCCCCCCCCUGACCCGAGAGGAGCUGCCCAAACUUUUCUGUUCUGUCUCCCUCCUUACUAACUUUGAAGAUGCCAGUGAUUACCUGGACUGGGAGGUAGGGGUUCAUGGGAUUCGGAUUGAAUUCAUCAAUGAAAAAGGCAUCAAACGCACCGCCACAUACUUACCUGAGGUUGCUAAGGAACAAGACUGGGAUCAGAUCCAGACAAUAGACUCCUUGCUCAGGAAAGGUGGCUUUAAGGCUCCAAUUACCAGUGAAUUCAGAAAAUCAAUCAAACUCACCAGGUAUCGAAGUGAGAAGGUGACAAUCAGUUAUGCAGAGUAUAUUGCUUCUCGACAGCACUGUUUCCAGAAUGGCACUCUUCAUGCCCCGCCCCUGUACAAUCAUUACUCCUGACACACGGCUACAUGACCAGUCCCACCCCCCUGUGGCCACCAAUGGCUAUGACAUCAUUGGAGCAGAUGCCUCCUCUUCCUGGUCCAGUUACUUCUAUUACUGCACCAUUUUAUGAUGCUAGCUUCCGUUGCCAAGUCUGCCUCCUGCUGACUGGAGGGUGUGGGGUUACAUGGAAUGCAACAGAACAUGAGGGGCCCAAGCCUUAUAUAAGCCUUUCCUCAAUCUGGGGUUCUGUUGGAACAGGGCUCCCCAAUAACCAGUGAGAAUGGCUGUGUGGGUUCAGAAGACCGCUGUCUGGUGAUUUCCCACAUAUGUGUUGGCUGCACACUGAAAACUGGAAUUGAUGGUGAUUCAUGGAGGCUUCCUCCCCAAUCCCCCACAGCCCACCAGAUCAAUUAGGUGUACUCCCCUGGCAGUCUGGGCAACGGAGACCAACAUGAACCACUU
Psammomys obesus (fat sand rat) is the source of this 1913-nucleotide messenger RNA. RefSeq names its product AMMECR1 like (gene Ammecr1l). The transcript has 8 exons. Bases 534 to 1466 code for a protein of 310 amino acids. Lineage: Eukaryota; Metazoa; Chordata; Mammalia; Rodentia; Muridae. The record is from RefSeq and is a predicted model, not a curated record.